AUGGAUUUUCUCGAUGCAGAAAGAGAAAGAGGCAUCACUAUUAAUAGUGCGGCUAUAACAUUCGGUUGGAAAGGCCAUCGAAUCAAUCUCAUUGAUACACCUGGUCAUGUUGAUUUUACUAUGGAAGUAGAAAGAGCCGUACGUGUGUUAGAUGGCGCUGUCACCAUUUUAGACGGCGUUGCAGGUGUGGAAGCACAAACAGAGACAGUUUGGAAGCAAGCCGAUAAAUAUGAAAUUCCCCGUAUUGCAUUCGUCAAUAAGUUAGAUAGAAUCGGCGGUGCAUUUGGAAGAACUGUAAAAGAGAUGUGGAAAAAGCUUCGAACUCGUCCACUAGUUGUACAAUUACCUGUUAUGCAUGAGGAUAGCCUGAAUGAUGAAAGGAAAGGCUUAAAGUCAGUAGUUGACUUGGUGACAAUGGAAAUGAUACAAUGGGAUGAGAAUAGUGUGGAUGGUUCAGUGAUCAGUAGAGUCCCUCUGGAAGAAGCAACCAAGGACGAAAAAAUAUUGAAGGAAAGUAGGGAAGGUCGAAUAGCGUUAGUCGAAACUCUGGCAGAAAUGGACGAUGACAUCGUGGAGGUAUUUUUUGAUAAAGCAAAUGGUGAUCAUAUGUUAGUGGAUGCUGAGGCUUUGAAAGGUGCUAUCAAACGUGUCACUAUAGCCAAUAAGGCUGUGCCUGUAUUAUGUGGCUCCGCCUUUAAGAAUCUUGGAGUGCAGCCUCUGUUAGACGCAGUAAUCGAUUACUUGCCAAGUCCAAUAGAGCGACCCUCUUGUAUGGUAACAUACAGUAACGGUAAAACUGCAUUGCUACCCUUGAAUGAUAGUCAAUUAUGUGCACUGGCGUUUAAAGUGGUUCAUGAUUCAAAAAGGGGAUCAUUAGUUUACGUUAAGGUUUACUCAGGAAAACUGAAUGCUAGAUCAACUUUAUUUAACACCACAACUCAAACCAAAGAAAGAGCCAAUAAACUGUUACAAAUGUAUGCUAAGGAUGUUGAAGAAAUACCGUCCAUAAAUGCCGGUAAUAUUGGCGUGAUCGUAGGCUUGAAAGAUACCCGUACAGGUGAUACACUAGUACAAUCCAACAAUACCAAGGCUAUCAAAAAUGGCUUACAAUUAGGCAAUGUCGACAUACCAAACGCAGCUUUCUUUUCGGCCGUCGAGCCUGCUUCCGUUUCCGAAGAAGCUGCAGUGCAAAACGCUUUGAAUAACUUGGUACGAGAGGAUCCUUCCCUCAAAGUCUGGACAGACGAAGAGAGUGGCCAGAUAAUGGUCAGCGGCAUGGGCCAACUUCACUUAGAAAUCGUCAAGGACCGCUUAAUCAAUGAUUUUAAAGUCAAAGCAGAGAUGGGUAAAAUAAGAAUCAGUUACAGAGAAACAUGUCAAGCUGCCGCUAUUGCAAAGGCCAGCUAUGAUAAAGAAAUUAUGGGUAAAAGAGCUAAAGCUGCUUGUCAAGUGGAAGUUAACCCUAUUGAAGAGGAUGAGCAUGAUGAUGCGGAGGAGGGGCAAAAGGAGCGUAAAAUGCAAUUAGUGAAGCAAGGUUGGAUUUAUGAUUCCGGUAAUCACUUAGCUGUAGAUCUGGGUAUCAAAAAGAGCUCUGGUAGUAAUAGUGAAGAACCUCAUCCUACUGAUGAUACCACUAAUCAGCUGAAGCCUGAAGAUAUUAAGCAAGCCAUGCUAAAUGGUCUUCGAGCCGGUCUUGCUCGUGGAGCGGUAUUGGGUUUCCCGUUAACUAAAAUGAAAGUUAGAGUAUACGAUCUCGAAUUAUUUGCACAGGACACAACUCUGGGUGCUAUAUCUGCUUGUGUCUCAAACGGUGUUUUCGAAGCUGUCAAGAAAGCCAGUCCUUGUCUUUUGGAGCCCAUGAUGGAAGUAAUUACAACAGUGAAUGAAGACCAUAUUGGUAACGUUGUAGGCGAUCUAAGCGGUACUCGAAGAGGGCAAAUUAUCAGUUUGGAAUCUACGAUGGGUCUUGAAGAUGAAAGUAAAAAUGAGACUGAAGAUUUUCAAGUGUAUGCUCCGAAAGAUUUAUAUUUGACAAAUUCAGAAGUAGACGGAUUUAAGCCCAAACAGAUCAUCAAAGCGGAAGUUCCUCUUAGUUCAAUGUUAGGAUAUUCUAGUGCACUUCGCAGUUUGACAGGCGGUAGCGGCUCAUUUUCCAUGCGAGUUAUUGGCUAUGGCAAAAUGAGCAAAGAUAGAGAGAAUGCCGUUGUUUCUGAAAUGAAAGGUUGGUAA
Mycotypha africana is the source of this 2229-nucleotide messenger RNA. Its product is annotated as P-loop containing nucleoside triphosphate hydrolase protein. Gene Ontology annotation, molecular function: translation elongation factor activity; GTPase activity; GTP binding. The record is from RefSeq and is a predicted model, not a curated record. The coding region runs from base 1 to 2229 and encodes 742 amino acids. Gene Ontology annotation, cellular component: mitochondrion. The transcript is spliced from 2 exons. NCBI's taxonomy places the organism in Eukaryota, Fungi, Mucoromycota, Mucoromycetes, Mucorales, Mycotyphaceae. Gene Ontology annotation, biological process: ribosome disassembly; mitochondrial translation.